AUGACUACUGUCCAGGCCAAGCAGACCCCUCAUCUUUUUCCUUCAACAUCCUCUCUGAACUCCCAGUCAAGUAACCAGAAGUCGUUUACCUCAUUGAGACUUCUACUUUCUUCAAAAUCAAAAUCUUCCACUCCUACCCCGGCAAGUUCCCGCACUGAGCUGUCCCAGUCCUCGUCUUUGAACACAAGUGUUGCUUCAGAAACAGUCAACUUCUCCAGAAAACAAACAACCCGUCGGAGAUCAAACUUCCCCCACACCUACGAGUCAUCCACUUUAGAAUCGCUUUAUAACCCCCACUUGCUUCGGCAAAAGACUCUUGACUACCUGAGGCCAAAACUGAACCACCUCUCUCCUAAGCAGUUUGAAUUCUUGGUUGCAGAUCAGAUCCCGUUACAGCUAUCCCCCUCGUAUGAAAAACUGUGGAUAUCUCCCUCUAUGAACAAAACAAAUUUGCAAGCAACCCCUCCAUAUGUUCCAACAUCUCUGAACACUACGUCGUUGGCCACCUUCCAGUUCCAGUAUUUCAAUUUUCUGGUUAGGUUGCAACUAAACAAGCUCACGAGACCACUCUGA
Molecule: messenger RNA, 573 nt
Organism: Ogataea philodendri
Lineage: Eukaryota; Fungi; Ascomycota; Pichiomycetes; Pichiales; Pichiaceae
Exons: 1
Coding region: 1-573 (190 amino acids)
Source: RefSeq, a predicted model, not a curated record